This is a messenger RNA of Penicillium antarcticum, 1230 nucleotides long. RefSeq lists its product as uncharacterized. The transcript is spliced from 6 exons. Lineage: Eukaryota; Fungi; Ascomycota; Eurotiomycetes; Eurotiales; Aspergillaceae. The record is from RefSeq and is a predicted model, not a curated record. Bases 1 to 1230 code for a protein of 409 amino acids.
AUGGAAGGAGAAACCGUCCCAGCGCAAGAGAUAGCGCAAGUCGACCCAGCGCAUCUUGAAGCAGCGCAAGCCGAACCAGCAAACAUCGAACCCCCAACGCACACCGAACCGCCACCCCUCCCCUAUUCAUUGUAUACAAGGAAAAAGUCGAUUGCCAUUUUCUGGACGAUCUUCGUGAUCGAUACAUUGGGACAGCCACUGAUCUUCUACUGGUGUCUUUGGUAUCUGACGGAUCUAUCUCAUAACGUCGUUUUUUCGAUUGUCACCGCGUCCUUGGGUGGUGUCUCAGUCUUCGAAUACUUCUACCGUCUCUACAAUUUGUUCCGCAAACACUCACGCGCUCGACCCCUGAAUGCUCCCGUAUCAUGGCUGGACUUCUUCCAAAUCAACUUCACAAUUGUGUGGUUGAUCUUGGCCGUUGAGCUUAUCGUAGGAUCGGUACCCGAGGAACCAUUUGUGCGCCUCAUCGCCAUGGUUCUCCCGACCGUCAUGUUCUAUUUCGGCAUAGUCUACCUCUCCCUCGAUGUUUUCCGUAUGAUGGGCUACAAAGCACCUUUCCGAAUUUCUUCUACGCCCAAGGGCUCCGUCAUGCCAACAGCUCUGUACGCUCUUAUUGAAGAUGUGGUCGCAGUAGAUGGUGGUGGUGGGCAGAUUUACCGAUACGCCUUGCGAACACGAUACUUGUCGAGUCCUUAUUUCCGACGAAUGCUUUUCGAGAUGAACUGCUUCUGGAGUGGAGGAUCGAUCGUAUUCGCCGCUGCUAUCACUGCAGUCGUGUUCACAGUCGAGGAAUCCGUGGCAUUCACAUUGGGCUGGUCCCUUCCAUUUGCCUGGGCCAUCGUUUGGACCAUAAUUACCAUUCCUUGGGUCCAGAGCGACCUCCGCCGCGAAAAGAAAGCGUGGGCAGAGAACCGCGGCCAAGGUGGUAUCCCUUGGGUCGACGAUAUCAGCGCACCUACAGCGCGCACCCGCUUCGCAUCUAUUCAUGCGACCUUUAACCCCUGGGCCACUAAGCGUAGCCCCCCUUCCACUCCCUCUGAAGCUCCUGAGAAGGUGCCCGACGGGCUCAGCCAUGGGACGCCCACUGAAGCUUCCGCUGCUGGUGCCGAGACUCCACGCACUGCGGAUGGAGGCUCGCACAAGCGAACCUCCCAUGAGCAAACAUCCCACGAGCAGACAUUCGGCGGCAUCCCAGAUACCGAUCCCGCCAAGGAGGUUUCCCCCGUGUAA